CCCAUAUUUUUCUGCGUGCAGGUACAAAAGUCUUCAGCUCAGCAGACAUUUUGAAUAUUGUGAAAAUUAAAAUAUUUUUUUAUUUAACUGGUGUGUAUUUUUAAUUAAUAUAUAUCAAUGGUAACUCCAAAAGCUGGAAAUAAGCGUCGGGGCGGAAGUGGUAUUUCUGGAGGAAAUAAAAUGUCCAACAAAAGAUUUAAACCUAAUAUGGCCAGUGUUGCGGGAGCAGCAAACUUGUUCCAGACUUCUCAAAUUCCAGACAAUCCCGGAUAUUUGGACUUUAAUGAUCCAUUGCAAACCCCGUCAAAUUCUAAUAAUAGAAGUAAUACAAAAGGUAAUAAACAACGUCACUUUAAACGAAAUCAAGGAGGAAUGGGGAAUGGCGUAGGUCAUAAAUUGCGACAAAAUAGUGGUGGUCCAGCGAAUUCUAGAGGAGGUAAUUGGGGAAAUAAGGGAAAUUUAAGUAGAAAUAACCGAGCCAGUUCCAAUCGUGGAAAUCAAAUACCUCCUGUACAAAUGGGUCCACCAAGUAGAAUGGGUCCACGCAUGGGUGCUGGAAGGAUACGACCACCGCCACCACCACCAAUUGCUAUGAUGGGUGGUCCUAUGCCACCUAUACCGCCACCAAAUUUUAUGCCAUCCAGAAUGGGACCAGGCCCUAUGGGUCCGCCGCCAAUGAUGGGACCUCCUUUGCCACCACUAGGUCCACCGCGAGGACCGCCACGGGCAAUGCCAGGUCGAAGAAUGGGUUUGCGAAACAGUGUUAUCAAUGAUACUCCCUCCAAUAUAGGUGGAUCUAUGAGAAGAGGAAAACAUGUGACAGGUGGUAAUAAAGGUAAAGGUAGAAAAACAAAUUCAAAUAAUCGAGGAAAUCAAACUCAAACUCCUGUCAAAAAUCGUUCCUCAAAAAGAAAUAGAACCGGAAGUUCAAAAAAAACAUUGAAAGAAAUUAUUAAUCAGUAUUCAUUAGAUAAACCAUGGGUAACAGAUGAAAUUAAAGCUGAAGCAAAAAUCAAGGAGGAGAUUGAAAGUAAGCUAAAAGGAAAGAAGGAUGAUAAACUAUUUGCUGAGUUUAAAGUUCAACGCGAUAAAUUUGUCGCAAUGUAUGAAGCAGCCAAAAAGGAGCAUAUGGAUAAAAAGAAAAAGCAACAAAAGGUUUCUAAUAAUGAAACAAAUACAAACGAGUCGGACAAAGGUGAAAAAAAUGCAAAUACAGCAGCAUCAACUUAAAUUUAUUGAAAAAUUUAAAGAAUUUAUAAAACUAUGAUAAAAAAACCUUUGAAGAGAACAUUAUGAAAAUUUAUAAAAAUUAUAGAAAGCUACAUAUUAAUGAAAAGCCUCCUUUUGGCUGCACAUUUAGUAAAAAAAAAACUAAUUAGUUUGAAAAAAGAAAAGAAAAUAAAACAAUUAAUGUCGUGAGUAAAUUAAAUAUCAUUCUUCGUUACCAAUUAAAAUAUAAGAAAUUUUAAAUAGUCUCCUAUAUAUGUAAAUAUAUAGAAAUAAUUACGUGAACAAUCAAAUUUAUUAAUUAAAUAGUAAAAUUAUUAUUUUAAUUUGCUCGAUAAUUUUAAUUUAAUAUUUAUUUAAACAAAAAUAAAGCAAAAAAAAAACUAAGAAACCAAAUAGAAAUUUUUAAUUUUAGUAAAAAAUAAGUUCUCUUUUUUUAUAAAAAGGAAAACAAGAAAAAUUAUUGAAAAAAAAAAAUAUUCUUGCAAAGUUGAAAAGCGAAAAUUUUGUAUUUAUUUUUGGAAAUUUGUUUUUUUUUCUCAAUCCCCUGGUAUAGGACAAAUUUUAUAACCAUGUCCUUUGUUUUAAUUAAGGAAAAUCUCUUAAAAUAUUUUUAAGAUGGCAUUAUAAGCAGAAAGAUGCUACAAAAUCCCACCACAAUCAUUUGAAAUUGUUUAUUCAUUUUUGUGUUACUGAUUUUCCCCUUGUUUGUUGUUAACAAAAUAUUUAUUUUCACAAAUUUUAACAAUUUAAACUUUGUACUAUACCACAAACAAAAUUCCAAAAAUUAAUAUAAAAUUAAUGAAAAAGAAAAUGAAAAGUAUAUAUAAAAACUAUUUCUUAAUAUUAAGGCUUACAACAAAACUAAAGCAAAAUAAAAGAAAAUUACAAAACAAGAAAAGUAAAUAAAUAAAAUACCUACACGUUCUAAUGAAAAUGUUUAUUUACUUUACAAUUUCGACUUUUUAAUAUUACUUACUUAUUUUAGAUAUAUUUUCACAUUUUUAAUACAUAAUUAUAUUCAAACAAUUCUAAUCCGUCUUUUUUAGAAAUCUAGUAGGGCUUAAGGAAUUAUAGUAAAUAAUAAAUUUUCGUCAGAAUGAAAUUAAGGAUUUUAGUUCCUGUAUUUUAGAAAUAAUGGAGAUUUUUAUAUUAAAACGCAAUGAAAAUUCCAAUCAUAUCCUCAUACUCAUAUCCUUGAUAUACAUAAUACAUAUAUAAUUUUAUUUUUUACCAAACAUAUAUAUAUAUAUAUACAUAUUAUAUACUAAAAAUUAAUAUAUAUUUUAAAUAAAUAUUACUAAAAAUAUUCCGACAAUAUUAAAAACCUGUACAGAGAAUAUAAAAUAUUAUUUUUUAAAUAAUUGCCUAUAUUUUAGAAAUAGUUUUUAUAUUUAAAUUUAU
This is a messenger RNA of Condylostylus longicornis, 2631 nucleotides long. Its product is annotated as DNA-binding protein K10-like. The record is from RefSeq and is a predicted model, not a curated record. Lineage: Eukaryota; Metazoa; Arthropoda; Insecta; Diptera; Dolichopodidae. The coding region runs from base 118 to 1230 and encodes 370 amino acids. The transcript is spliced from 2 exons.